Molecule: messenger RNA, 825 nt
Organism: Didymodactylos carnosus
Lineage: Eukaryota; Metazoa; Rotifera; Eurotatoria; Philodinida; Philodinidae
Source: the annotation of a GenBank genome assembly
AUGCGUUUCUAUCUCCGACACUUACACGAAAAGAUCGGAGAAGAGCACUCAAAGUGGCUUCAAGAACAUUCAAGUACCAAAACUUUGUCUCUCUAUCGUGGUCUCUCCAUAUCUAAAGAAGAUUUUGCCAAACUAAAAGCGAAAGUCGGUGGUUUUAUGUCCAUUACAAGUUUUCUAUCAACCAGUCAAGAUGAAAGUGUUUCACGAAGCUUCAUUCUGCCAGGAAAGGGUGAAACAUUGGGUGUACUGCUUCAGAUUGAAGUUGAUAUUGAAAAAUGUAAAACACCGUUUGCUGAUGUUGUGGGACAGAGUCAAUUUGACAAUGAAAAAGAAAUACUCUUUACAAUGGGCACAGUGUUUCGCAUUCAAACUGUACAGCAAGACAGCAGUCAAAAGAUUUGGUUGGUGCACCUGCUUGCCACUGACGAAGAAGAUAAAGAGCUGCGAAAACUCACAGAACACAUGAGAGAUAGCAUUAUCGUCUUGAAUUCGCUUGGGAGUCUGGCAAAACAAAUGGGUCAACAUGAAAAAGCUAUUGAAAAUUAUGAAAAAUCGCUUGAAAUUGAUUUAAAAUAUUUGCCAAAAACUGAUUCAUCGUUAGCUUCCACCUAUAAUAACAUUGGCAGUAUUUACGAUGAUCAAGAUGACCACGAAAAGGCAUUAUUUUACUACAACAGAGCCUUAGAGUUAGAACUAAAGGCGCCGGAUCCUCAUCAACCUCGCGUUGCUACUUAUUAUAAUAACAUUGAAAGUCAUUCGCAUAUUCCUUCAGCUUCAAUAGCUUUUAGGCUUACGCCCACUCCUUCCCUUGGCCGUGAUAUCUGA